Messenger RNA from Bombus pyrosoma, 2981 nucleotides. RefSeq names its product nose resistant to fluoxetine protein 6-like. Lineage: Eukaryota; Metazoa; Arthropoda; Insecta; Hymenoptera; Apidae. The coding region runs from base 1656 to 2981 and encodes 441 amino acids. The record is from RefSeq and is a predicted model, not a curated record. The transcript has 7 exons.
AUUCUCAGCACGUUUAAGUGUGGUUGAUGUGGUACGAUUUUUCACGUUUCGCACAACAAAUAAAUACAAUCUUUUAAACUUGAUCUUUUAUAAAAUCGUAAAACUCCAAUACCAUUAUCGCCAGCAAUUAAUAGAUAGUAGUACACGACGCAAUAAAUUUUUCCCGUAACGUCUCUUAAAAGAUUCAAACACCGUCUGCACCACUCACUGUAUCGCCUAAAUAAUUAUGCGUUAUAAUUUCACUUUCAAUUCCUAAAAGUUCUGUUGUGGAAGGAUGUGAUGGCGCAUUAGCCAACAUGAUAAGAAUAAAUGGGCUGAAAUAACUUGUUCCGUCCGAAAAAACAAAACUUUGCGAGAACGACGCUGUAACACCCAAAACCUAUUCAUUGAACAUUCGUAGCAAUAUUUUUUAAUUUCUAUGCGCAUCGUAGUUUAAAUAGGAGUUUUUCAUAAUCCCGUAAUUUCUCAAUUUAACAGAGUGUAAUUGUUUGAUCGGACUUAGUAUCGGGACACUGACUAAGAGCACUAAGGAAUUAUUCACGCGUAAAAUGCUAAUUGGGAAUUUUUUGUGUUCCGCAGUAAAAUUAAUCAGCCUGCAAAUGCCGCAUAAGUAGUUUCGGCAGCCUCGUGUAAUCAUUCAAACGGAAACGUCGAUCGGAGGAUUACUGUCGGCAUUAGAAACGGUUGGUUCAGUAUCGUUCGUGACUUCAAAUCAUCAACUUCUCCACCAAAGUUGGCGUAAGAACAGUUCAUCUUUAGAGAAUAGAGUCUCACUGAAGCUCUUUUUUACGAUACAAUCUUCUCCAUCAGACGUGGAGUAAAGAAGCUGUUCAAUUUCUGCAUCUUCGAAGAAAGCAGACAUUUUUGCUGAGGAUAUCGUCAAGAAAAACUAGAAAAUCAUAUCGUCUUCCAAUCUAAAAACAAAACUAAUUUCAAUACGAGGAGUGGUUUUGUUUAACGCUCGAUACAAUGGUUAAACGAUUGAUCGCCAGAACGCGCAUAGCAGUCGCCUGCCGAUAUUGUUGUGUAUAUCAUCCUCAUAGCGUAUUUCGCCAAAGUUUUCCUCGGUCAAAUUGUAAACAAAACACGACUGCCAAGUUUCUUUUGACGCAACUCUCGGUACAAACGUCUGCAUUAUCGCGUGCCAUCGUUACAUUUUCUGUUAGAGUUUUAGUUUUUUAAAUGAAUUAAAAAAUGAAAAUGGCCCCAUUUUGCUGUCCUUCUCACCUUGGUUCCAAUUCACACAUAUUUCAAUAUUUAUAAUAUCAACGACAACACAUAUCAUUCUACUCCUGUAACGAGGUAACUACUAUUGCAAAAACGCAAAACAUCCGCAAAGUUGAAACCAAUUUUGAAAGUUUUUUUCAAAAUUUAUUCAUUUCGGGAACCCUUAAUUAUAGGAAGAAGUGCUUAACAGGUUCGGUAUUAGGUCAAAAGAACCUACUACGAUCAAAUACCGGCCGAGAAAAACCCAAAAAAUUAAAAAUUUGUUUAACAAUGUAUCGGCGUGCUGACAAAUAACGUUUUCGGUAAGCCACGUGCCGUUAACAGUACUGCAAUAAUUUAAUUGGAGUUCCGUAACUGGGCGAUAAUCAAGAAAAUGAAAUAUUCGAAAUCAUUGUCGGCGUCCUACGUCAUAAAUUGUGCGUUUCUUGAUGGAUACAGCUAGUCUUGCCGUGAUCUUCCUAGAAAAUAGCAUGCAGUACGGAAAAAUUUCGUCGUGGAUAUGGUUAUCCCUUUUAUCAUUAACAACUAUUUACGUGUCGAUCCAAGCGACCACGCUAAACCCAGUGACGAUGAGCCAGAUACUUCCAGCGUACGCGGUUUUGGAAAACGUGGAUCUUUUAAAUUCCAGCAGAUGUCGGACGGAAAUUGAUGAAUUCCGUAAUGCUGUUGACAACAAGAUACUUUGGGGUCUAAGAGCGUUAGACACCAGUGGAGUGCCAUCCGGGGGAUUUCUGAACGGGCACAAUUAUUGGUUAGGAGAUCGCAUAGCUUGCACCCGCCUCUCUCAAAAUCUCACGCUGUUUGUCUCGGAGGAGAAACGAAAGAACAAUACGAUAUAUCGUAACCCGAACGAGGAGCAUCCACCUUUUGAGUUUCGUUUCUUUAUUGGACGCAUUCGGCACUAUAGCACUAUGCAAUAUCACCAAGAAUUAGUGGACGAAGAUCUGAUAACGCUUGGACUUUGUUUACCGGCUUCCUGCACCAAACGCGAUGUAGUUACAAUGCUAGAUAAAGUCUUACAUAAUAAAACUCUUUUCAUUGGAAAACUUUUUGCCAUAGAUUUCAGACUCCUCGAAGUCACUGAUUUGGUGAAUGAUUAUCAGUGGCUCCUCUCUUCAAAGAUGAUCACCAUCAUAGGAGUUUUGCUAUUGUUGUGCACUACCGUGACAGCGGCCACAGCAUACGAUAUUUUCGUCCAUCGAAACCGCGUAAACUGCGGAAAGGAAAUCAUUGCGCUUCAAGAUGAAAAUACGAAGGAAUUGGAGAAGGGAACAGAAGGAAAACGCAAAACCGAUCACGAUGGACCGGCACCUUCAGAGUCCAGCGAACAAAGUCGCAUAAAUCAAUAUCUGCUCUGUUUUUCGCUGCUCAGAAAUGUACGGCAAAUAUUUAAAGUACAAAAGGGUGCAGACACUUUGCGUAUAUUCUACGGUAUGAGAGUGUUGGGAAUGCUAUGGAUUAUACUCGGGCAUUUGAUCAUGUUCGGCUUUCAUGUUAUAGCUAACAAAUCGCUUUACUACAUGAUGGGCGGUGAUAUAUUCAAGGAAAUCAUAAAUAAUCCGACGUUUCCGGUGGACACGUUUUUCUUUAUGAGUGGUUUUCUGUCGUCUUAUAUUUUUCUCAAGGAACAACAAAAAAUGAAGAGAGUACCGUCUAUANACAGAAAGGGCGAAUAUGUUCGUUCAAAUAAUCAUCAAACGAUACAUCAGGUACAGAUAAUAUUAAUAUGUCUUUAUAUUGUAAUUUAUGCCUGA